GACCACAAGCAUUGGGUAGAUGGAUGGACGGUAUCGGCCUCGAAUGCUUAGUUCGGAGCCAUAUGCUCUGUCGUCUCCUAUAAAUGACUCGACCUGUCACUUCUCCCACAUUCCUGGGAUGAUAGCUCCCUGCAUGUUCCUUCGAGCCGCAUCCACCAUCGAUCAUGGACACGCCCGAGGAGAAGAAUAUACCCGCCAAGAAGGAAAAUUCUGUUUCGAUUCCAACAGCCGGCUCUCAGCAUCUUAAUGCUGAGACCAAUCAUUUCGAGGAACCGACCGAAGAAGAUCUGAGGACAUGUCAACGAGAGGCAGAUAAGCUGCCAAAAAUGGCUAUCCUUGUGGCCGUCGUCUCUCUAUGCGAGCGCUAUGCCUACUAUGGCUUCUUGGGCAUUCUCCAGAACUACAUUCAAAAUCGUAGGGACGACCCGUUGCGCCCUGGCGCCCUGGGACUCGGCCAGGACAUUGCCUCCUUGAUGAUCAACUGUUUCACUCUCGUUAGCCAAGUCACGCCUCUCGCGACGGCAGCCAUUGCAGAUUCAUAUCUUGGUCACUACAAGACCCUUCGCACCUGUUUCUGCAUGUACGCCGUCGGACUUACCAUUCUUCUAAUAACGUCUCUCCCGCCCUUGCUAAGGCAAGGCUCCGGACUUCCCGGUCUGAUUGUCGCCCUAAUUAUCAUCAGUCUUGGUGUCGGAGGUGUCAAGUCCACGUUGCCGCCAUUCCUAGGUCAGUCGAAUCCCUACACCCGCUUGUCGCACAAUCUCGUUGCAGCUGCUAAACCAUGGCGACAUUUAGCGGAGCAAUGCCAUGCAUCCAAGACUAGAAUCAGGAUCUCCAAGACGGGAGAGCGAGUCAUUGUUGACCGUGAGGCGACCGUCGAGUAUGCUUUCAACGUCUACUAUUGGUGUGUGAAUAUCGGUGGCCAAGCCAUUGUUGCAUCAACCUUGCUCGAAAAGAACAUCGGUUUCUGGGUCGCGUUUCUGAUAUGCACGUGCGCCAUCUUCCUUGGCCUCACUCUGCUCUACCUGGGCCGAAAGCAUUAUGUCAAUCUUCCUCCAGACGGCAGCGUUCUCCCAUCGGCGUGGAAAGUCAUCUAUAUUGCCGUCAGAAACGGGUUCCGACUAGACGCCGCCAGACCUGAAAAGGUGGCCGAAGAUACUGGCAAGACAGUAAAGUGGCGUGACAGCUUCAUCGAGGAGAUGAAAAAGGCGUUAGUCGCCGCGCGCAUUGGCGGCCCAUUCGUCGUCUACUGGCUCUGCCAGAACCAACUCACCAGCAAUACAAUCUCCCAAGCAGCCAACAUGGAGACAAGUGGCGUCCCCAACGACUUGAUGCCCGACCUCAACGCCAUUACCGUCCUACUAUGCCUCCCACUAGCAACGCACGGCCUGUACCCGCUGCUGCGCAAGCUGCGCAUCAGCUUCCCGCCGGUGACGCGCAUCGCGCUCGGCUUCCUGCUCGAGGCCAUGGCCAUGGGCUUCGCGGCGGGCGUGCAGGGCUACAUCUACGCGUCAGGCCCGUGCUACGACCAUCCGCGCGCGUGCCCAGCGUCGCCAGACGGCAGCCUGCCCAACCGCGUCAGUGUCGCCAUGCAGAUCCCCAUAUACGUCUUCGAGGGCCUCGGCGAGAUCUUCUCAAACCCGGCAAUGUACGAGUAUGCCUUCACCGAGGCGCCUCACAGCAUGAAGGCUGUGCUGCAGGCUUUCUUCGCCCUCACCGCCGCAGCUGGCUCUGCGCUCGGCCUCGCUUUAACCCCGACGUACAGGGACCCUUACUUGCUGGCCAUGUACGCGUCGUUGGCCGGCGCCAUGUUUGUCGGCGCCGUUGGGGUGUAUGCGCUUCUACGGCCGAGGCGGAGACGCGCCGAUAGCGACGCUGGCUCAUGA
Dothidotthia symphoricarpi CBS 119687 is the source of this 1886-nucleotide messenger RNA. RefSeq names its product oligopeptide transporter. The transcript has 7 exons. Gene Ontology annotation, molecular function: tripeptide transmembrane transporter activity; dipeptide transmembrane transporter activity. Gene Ontology annotation, cellular component: plasma membrane; fungal-type vacuole. Gene Ontology annotation, biological process: transmembrane transport. NCBI's taxonomy places the organism in Eukaryota, Fungi, Ascomycota, Dothideomycetes, Pleosporales, Dothidotthiaceae. The record is from RefSeq and is a predicted model, not a curated record. The coding region runs from base 165 to 1886 and encodes 573 amino acids.